Molecule: messenger RNA, 2793 nt
Organism: Adelges cooleyi (spruce gall adelgid)
Lineage: Eukaryota; Metazoa; Arthropoda; Insecta; Hemiptera; Adelgidae
Gene: eEF2
Product: translation elongation factor 2
Exons: 14
Coding region: 139-2673 (844 amino acids)
Biological process (GO): translational elongation
Cellular component (GO): cytosol; ribonucleoprotein complex
Molecular function (GO): GTPase activity; ribosome binding; GTP binding
Source: RefSeq, a predicted model, not a curated record
GGGUGAGGGAGAGGGAGUAGAGGUACUCGGCCGUAGCUCUCGACGGUAACAGCGGUCCUUUCUGUUGCAACGUCGUCUCGUCGACACUCGUGCAACAACAGUUUUUCGACCUAGAAAUUUAUCCGAAAACAUCCAAAAAUGGUGAACUUCACAGUAGAUGAGAUCCGUGGCAUGAUGGACAAAAAACGGAAUAUCCGUAACAUGUCCGUCAUUGCUCAUGUGGAUCAUGGAAAGUCAACCUUGACCGAUUCUUUGGUAUCCAAAGCUGGUAUUAUUGCUAAUGCUAAGGCUGGUGAUAUGCGUUUUACCGACACACGUAAAGAUGAACAAGAUCGUUGUAUCACAAUCAAGUCUACCGCUAUUUCUAUGUACUUCGAAUUGCAAGAGAAAGAUUUGGUCUUCAUCAAGAACCCUGACCAACGUGAUGUGACAGAAAAAGGAUUUUUGAUCAACUUGAUUGAUUCACCUGGGCACGUUGAUUUCUCUAGUGAAGUCACUGCUGCUCUUCGUGUCACUGAUGGAGCUUUAGUUGUUGUCGAUUGUGUCUCUGGUGUGUGUGUUCAAACUGAAACUGUGUUGCGUCAAGCUAUCGCUGAAAGAAUUAAGCCUAUUUUGUUCAUGAACAAGAUGGACCGUGCUCUUUUGGAAUUGCAAUUAGAAUCUGAAGAUCUGUAUCAGACUUUCCAACGUAUUGUUGAAAACGUAAAUAUCAUUAUCGCCACAUACUCAGAUGACAGUGGUCCAAUGGGUGAAGUUCAGGUUGACCCUAGCAAAGGAAGUGUUGGUUUUGGAUCUGGUCUACACGGAUGGGCUUUUACUUUGAAACAGUUCGCUGAAAUGUAUGCUGAAAAAUUCAAGAUUGACGUUGUGAAGCUUAUGAACAGACUUUGGGGUGAGAACUUCUUUAACACCAAAACAAAGAAAUGGGCUAAGCAAAAGGAUGAUAAUAACCAACGAUCAUUCAACAUGUACAUCUUGGACCCUAUUUACAAAGUCUUCAAUUGUAUCAUGAACUAUAAGAAAGAUGAAGCCACUGACCUUUUGAAAAAACUUGGAAUUGAGUUAAAACAUGAAGAUCAAGACAAAGACGGAAAAGCUUUAUUAAAGGUUGUUAUGCGUACCUGGUUACCUGCUGGAGAAGCUUUACUUCAGAUGAUUGCUAUUCACUUGCCAUCCCCUGUUGUUGCUCAAAAAUACCGUAUGGAAAUGUUAUACGAAGGUCCUCACGAUGAUGAAGCCGCCCUUGGAGUGAAGAACUGUGAUCCUGAUGCACCACUUAUGAUGUACAUUUCCAAAAUGGUGCCGACUUCUGAUAAAGGACGGUUCUACGCUUUUGGACGUGUGUUCUCUGGAAGGGUUGCCACUGGCAUGAAAGCUCGUAUCAUGGGACCCAACUACACUCCAGGAAAGAAAGAAGAUUUGUACGAAAAGGCUAUCCAAAGAACAAUUUUGAUGAUGGGACGUUAUACUGAAGCUAUUGAAGACGUUCCCAGUGGUAACAUCUGUGGAUUGGUCGGCGUUGAUCAGUUUUUGGUGAAAACUGGAACGAUCACUACAUUUAAGGAUGCCCACAACAUGAAGGUGAUGAAGUUCAGUGUAUCCCCUGUGGUGCGCAUUGCUGUUGAGCCCAAAAAUCCUGCUGACCUGCCCAAAUUGGUUGAAGGACUUAAACGUUUAGCGAAGUCUGAUCCUAUGGUCCAAUGUAUUAUUGAAGAAUCUGGUGAACACAUUGUUGCUGGUGCUGGAGAAUUACAUUUGGAAAUUUGCCUCAAGGACUUGGAAGAAGACCACGCUUGUAUCCCAAUCAAGAAAUCAGACCCAGUUGUGUCAUACAGAGAAACUGUCAAUGAAGAAUCAGAAAUUAUGUGCUUAUCAAAAUCGCCCAACAAACACAACAGAUUGUUCAUGAAAUGUGAACCCUUCCCAGACGGUUUGGCUGAAGACAUCGAAGGUGGACAAGUCAAUCCUAGAGAUGAAUUCAAAGCACGUGCCCGUUAUCUAGGAGAAAAGUAUGAAUACGAUGUGACUGAAGCACGUAAAAUUUGGGCUUUCGGUCCAGAUGGUACUGGUCCCAACUUGUUAAUUGACGUCACAAAGGGAGUACAAUAUCUUAAUGAAAUUAAAGAUUCCGUUGUUGCUGGUUUCCAAUGGGCCACCAAAGAGGGAGUCUUGGCUGAAGAAAACAUGCGUGCAGUUAGAUUCAAUAUUCACGACGUUACAUUACACGCUGAUGCCAUUCAUAGAGGAGGUGGUCAAAUUAUUCCAACCGCUCGUCGAUGCAUGUACGCUUGUAUUUUAUCUGCCCAUCCCAGGAUUAUGGAGCCGGUGUACUUGUGUGAAAUUCAGUGUCCCGAAGUCGCAGUUGGUGGAAUUUACAGUGUUUUGAACAGACGUAGAGGACACGUAUUUGAAGAAAGUCAAGUAGUUGGAACUCCUAUGUUUGUCGUCAAAGCAUAUUUGCCUGUCAAUGAGUCUUUCGGAUUCACAGCAGAUUUGCGCAGCAAUACUGGUGGACAAGCUUUCCCACAAUGUGUGUUUGACCACUGGCAGGUAUUCCCUGGUGAUCCGUGCGAACCUGGAACUAAGACAUACACUGUUGUUAUGGAUACACGUAAACGCAAGGGUCUCAAGGAAGGAUUACCAGACAUUAACAAUUACUUCGAUAAAUUGUAAACAUAAUGUUAACUCUACAAUUUCCGCAUAUAUUUUUUUUAUUAUUUUAUUGUUAAACACAAUAGUACCGAGAAUUUGAUGUAUUUAUUUCCAUAUAUAAAUAUUAUUUUUUGGUUUUAA